CCUCCCUGACUGGAACGAAGGAAAGAGAGAGAAAGCAGAGAAUGGAGAACGAGAGCGAAAGAGAAGAGAUAGAGGAGAGCUCCAAGAUCGACCAUGAAUCUUCAAAACCCCAUAAACCUAACAAACCUCCCCGAACCGUGAAGACCAAAGUUCCAGAGGUGGAAAUCCGCCUCUUUCGACGAGGCAAAGGCCCCAUUGACGUCUUCAAAUCCAGCCUAGGAGGUUGGGAUCAGAACCAGUUGGAGGUCUCCGACAUUCUUGAGAAAUAUAGUUUCAAAUCGAUUUUCGCUUUCAAUCCUGAAUCGGGAAGAGGCGUUUCUAUCCGUUUCAAUCCUCGAAAUGGUAGAUCCUUGCUCCCUUACACAGAUGGAUCGGUGAUCUUCAUAGAUGGAGAGCCAAAGGACUCGAUGGUCAAACCUAUAACCAAGAUUGCGAUAGGGAUAGCUUUAAUGACCUUUUUAAUAGUAAUGCUUUUCAAGGAAACUCCAGACUGGAUGAAGAGAUUUAACUUAAUAGGUGGGACCUUCCCUCCAUGGGUUCUGGCUUGUGCAGUUAUAGUUUUCACUCGACUGAGGAAGAGAACUAGGGACAUUUUGAAAAGGUAUGGCUGGUGAAUAGAUAUCAUCUGCAUUUUUCUGUGACCUGUUUUAUUCUUGUUGACAUUGGGAGAGCCAUACACGGAUAAACGGUGUAGCAUGAGAUGCUUCACACUGAAACUUUUGGUAAUUGUUCAA
Messenger RNA from Telopea speciosissima, 734 nucleotides. RefSeq lists its product as uncharacterized. NCBI's taxonomy places the organism in Eukaryota, Viridiplantae, Streptophyta, Magnoliopsida, Proteales, Proteaceae. The transcript has 2 exons. The record is from RefSeq and is a predicted model, not a curated record. Bases 42 to 614 code for a protein of 190 amino acids.